Messenger RNA from Salarias fasciatus (jewelled blenny), 1278 nucleotides. RefSeq names its product oxytocin receptor-like. Lineage: Eukaryota; Metazoa; Chordata; Actinopteri; Blenniiformes; Blenniidae. Gene Ontology annotation, biological process: G protein-coupled receptor signaling pathway; positive regulation of vasoconstriction; regulation of systemic arterial blood pressure by vasopressin. The record is from RefSeq and is a predicted model, not a curated record. Gene Ontology annotation, molecular function: vasopressin receptor activity; peptide binding. Gene Ontology annotation, cellular component: plasma membrane.
AUGCGCCCCCUAAAUGACAGUGAGUUUGUGGAGGCGGACGAUGCCCGAGAUGAGAGUUUGGCCCGGGUGGAGAUCGCCUUGCUCAGUGCCAUCUUCGUGAGCGCCGCCAUCCUCAACACCGCCCUGCUGCUCGUCCUCUGGAGACAGCGCAAGCAGAUGUCCAGGAUGCGCGUCUUCGUCUUCAACCUGUGCCUGGCCGACCUGGUGGUCGCCUUCUUCCAGGUGUGCCCGCAGCUCAUGUGGGACAUCACGGACAGAUUCGUCGGGACGGACUUCAUGUGUCGUCUCGUGAAGUACCUGCAAGUUCUCGGCAUGUUUUCCUCCACGUACAUGAUCGUGGUGAUGACGGUCGACCGGUACCAAGCUGUCUGUAACCCCAUGGUGAAGUUUCAGCGGACGCGCACGAGACUGAACAUCCCGGUGUGCGUCGCCUGGGGGAUUUCCCUGGUGGGCAGCCUGCCACAGGUCUUCAUCUUCUCUCAGGUCGAGGUCGCCCCCGGAGUCUACGAUUGCUGGGCUCUUAUCCAACCGUGGGGUUUGCAGACGUACAUCACCUGGACGACACUGGUCAUUUUUGUUCUGCCUGUUGUUACGGUUGUGUUCUGUCAAGUGCGCAUCUGCCGGGCGAUCCAGAUCAACCUCUACCAGAAGACUCGGCAGCAGGGGGGAGCGGGCUUCGCCCUGCCGUCCAGAUCCAGCGGCGUGGCCGGGAUGUCCAAAGCCAGGGUGAAGACGUUAAAGAUGACCGUGGUCAUCGUUCUGGCGUACAUAGUGUGCUGGGCGCCUUUCUUCACUGUCCAGCUGUGGUCUGCGUGGGACUUACACGCACCCAAAGAAACUGCAACUUUUACCAUCCUGAUGUUGCUGGCAAGCCUGAACAGCUGCGUGAAUCCCUGCAUUUAUCUUCUUUUCAGCGGUCAGUGUCCCAAGAGGUUGUGUCGGCGGUAUUCAUACGGUAAGGACUCCACGCACGAAGAGGUGACACUGGUCAGCGCCUUGUAUAUGAGCUUCAAAAACGUUUCCUCUGACUUUAAAUACUGAGUGACAUGGUUUUGAAAAAGGGCGGACCUGCCAGUCAAAGGGUUUGCCCUUCAUGCGUUGCCUCUGGGUUCUCUGAGUCUGUCAGGUCUGAGAAAAACAAGAACUUUCCAAACUCACUUCAGAAAAGAUACAUUAUGAGUGAAAACUGCACUCCUGCUGUUGAUGGAUGUUGUUGGAUGAUUAAAAACAAGAGGCACUUUCUAGGUUCAGUGGAACCACAUGCUGUAAAAAACACUG